UUGAAAGAAAAAAAAAAAAAAAGAAACAACCAAACAAUUUGCGGUCAAUUAAUUAAGCAAAAAAAUAUUCAAUUUUCUGAAGGAGAAAUCGUUAUAGUUGAAUAAAUAUUUAGCACUUUUUUUUUUUUUAAAUUGAUUACAGAACUCAGGUCUUUUAAAAAUGGCUAAAGAAUUGCAUUCCUUAAGCUGGGAUUAUCUGAUGUUUGCAUUGUUUAUAGCGUUCACCGUAUUUACACCGCUAUGGAAACGUCUAUUUGGUAAAACUAAACAACGUAGCAAAGCUGAUUAUGUAUUUGCGACGGGCGGUGUUUCACUUAUUGCCGUUAUGAUCUCAAUUGCUAGAGGCACUUUGGGUGUGCGCACGGUACUUGGUUAUCCCAGUGAACUUUAUUAUUAUGGCACAGCUAUGUGGGAAGUAAUCUAUGGCAUGGCUAGUGCUUAUCCAAUUGUCUGCUUUGUAUUUGUUCCUAUAUAUUUUAAUUUAGGGAUUACCUCAGUUUAUCAAUAUUUAGAUUUAAGAUUUAAAAGUCUAGUAGUACGACGUUUGGCUUCGGCCAACUAUAUAGUCAGGCAAAUUUGUACAUUGGGCAUUACAGUCUAUACGCCAAGUGUUGCCCUAUCAACAGUUAUUGGUAUACCGUAUUGGGCUUCCAUAACUGGCAUGUCAAUCAUAUGUAUAUUCUUUUCGAUAAAAGGUGGCCUUAAAGCAGCUAUUAACGCUGAUGUUAUACAAACAGUAACUGUGAUUUUGGUAUCUUUAGCUGUUAUAAUAAAAGGAACUAUUUUUAGUGGAGGCGUUAAACAAGUAUACGAAAUCAAUCGCAAUGACGGACGUUUUAGUUUCUUUACAUUUACCGGUGAUUUAACAGUAAGAGUGGAUACAACAUCCGCUUGGUUGGGCCAGUUAUUUAUGUCUUUAUCUCAAUUUGGUUGCCAGCAAAAUUUCAUGCAACGCUAUGUCAGUUUAAAGUCAACGACAGAAGUUAAACGUGCUAUGCUAUCAAAUAUUCCGGUCAUAUUUGUAUUCUUCUCAUUAUCUUGGCUAUGCGGUUUGGUCAUUUAUGCAUCCUAUGCGAAAUGUGAUCCCUUAGCCGAGGGCUAUAUACAGAAACCUGAUGAAAUUUUACCAUUUUAUGUUGAAGAUCAAUUGGCUUUUAUACCAGGAUUUUUAGGCAUUUUUAUGGCGACUUUAUUCAAUGGUGCUUUGUGUAUGAUGGUAUCUAAUUUAAAUUCUUUGGCUACAGUUGUAUGGGAAGACUUCUUAUCUUUUCUCCCGCAACUUAAAGGUCUUAGUGAUAAGCAGCAACUGGUUGUAAUUAAAACUGUAACGGCCGUCUUUGGUUUAAUUGUUAUGGGUGUGGCAUUCAGUGUGGGUUUGCUAUCAGGCGUUACCGAAUCUUCAAUGCUGACUUUUUCAGCAACUUCCGGGCCUUUGUUGGGCUGCUUUAUUUUGGCCAUGCUGAUACCCAUUGCCAAUUGGAAGGGCACUUCGAUUGGCAUGAUAUCUUCGUGUGCUAUAGUUGUAUGGAUGACUGCUGGUGGUUUAACUAUUGACAAGAGCGCACGUACUCAAUUACUUCCAACGUCCACAGAGGGUUGCUCGAAUUUCACAUUUUCACAAUCGAUACAUAAACCCUUAACAAACGAAUUUUCAAUUGUGCCUAAACUCACAUCAUGGGAUGAUCCCAAUAGCAGUAAAUUUGCAAAAAUUGCAAAUGAUACGUGGCUUUUAAGUUCGUCAGUUGCAGCACUUGUACCAACGGCGGCCACAGCAGAGAGAACGCCAUUGCAGUAUUUUUAUUCCAUUAGCUACAUGUACUAUAGUCUUAUAGGCACAGCGUUGACAGUGAUUAUUGGCAUUAUAGGCAGCUAUUUGACACAAGACCCCAAGGACAUGUACGAUGCGAAAUUGCUGCAUCCAAUUGUGUUUAAACUCUAUCAACAUUUUCCCGGUAAAAAACCUUAUUAUGUGAAAGAUGUCGAAUACACCUGCGAUAGUGUUGGCAGUGGCGCUAAUACUACUCGUGGCAGUGGUAAUUGUUGUACUAGUAAUGGUGGCAUUGAGAACGCUAGCAACGGUAUUGGCAUUGCUGCCAAAAUUAAUCAUGCUUUUGAGCCUCAAAAUGAAGGCAAUAUAAUAAUUGCUGCUUCAGCUACGGAUGCUGCUAAUAACACUACCGUUACUACUAUAGAUGGUGACGAUAAAAAAAAAGCGAAAAAUCCAAUGGAUGUUAGUUUCACACCAAUAACAACGAAAUUCACUAAUGGCCGUUCAGCGUACGCUUUCAAUAGAUGUACUAGUGAUGAUGAGAGAGACCAACACCAUAACGGGCUAUCAAAUAUAAAUACAACAACAACACCAACAACGACAACACCAACAACGACAACAACAACAACAAGAAUAACAAUGCCAAGUGGGACAUAUCGUCAAAUGACCGAAAAGGAAACGUUGUGAUUAUCUUUCAACACAACAAUAACAACAAUAUGUAGCAUAUAAAUAUUUGCGUCAUGUACGAUGUUAAUCGAAAAAAAGACAUAUAUGUAUGUAUGUAUGUAUGUACGUAUAUAUAUAUAUAUAUAUG
Messenger RNA from Glossina fuscipes, 2582 nucleotides. RefSeq names its product sodium-coupled monocarboxylate transporter 1. Gene Ontology annotation, molecular function: symporter activity. The coding region runs from base 161 to 2455 and encodes 764 amino acids. The transcript is spliced from 11 exons. Lineage: Eukaryota; Metazoa; Arthropoda; Insecta; Diptera; Glossinidae. The record is from RefSeq and is a predicted model, not a curated record. Gene Ontology annotation, cellular component: membrane. Gene Ontology annotation, biological process: sodium ion transport; transmembrane transport.